Messenger RNA from Zophobas morio, 2697 nucleotides. RefSeq names its product roadkill (gene rdx). Gene Ontology annotation, cellular component: nucleus; cytoplasm. Gene Ontology annotation, molecular function: ubiquitin protein ligase binding. The transcript has 8 exons. Lineage: Eukaryota; Metazoa; Arthropoda; Insecta; Coleoptera; Tenebrionidae. Gene Ontology annotation, biological process: proteasome-mediated ubiquitin-dependent protein catabolic process; regulation of proteolysis. The record is from RefSeq and is a predicted model, not a curated record. The coding region runs from base 189 to 1400 and encodes 403 amino acids.
AGUUCCCCACCGAAUGCAGAGGGAGGUGGGCUUGUUCGAAUUGCUCGGCGCAUUGUUUAUUUUUACAAAGUAGGGUUAAGUUUGACAGUCGAGUGAAAAACGUGUGCUGCGGUGCUGUGCUUUCUGAGUGAAACAGUGAAUAAUUUUCCAGUGAUUGUUGACUAGAUUAAGGAUUAACCAAUGUCAAAAUGGCCUUAGCUAGGCUGCCGGUGGUGAGUGAUUGCUCGGCCGGCCAAACGGCCCGAGUCAGCUCCAACCUGCAUCCCACGAGUACCAUGGCCGUUAGCCGCGUGCCGAGUCCACCACCCCAGGAGGUAAACACCCCAGUGGCAGAGAACUGGUGUUACACGCAGGUGAAAGUCGUCAAAUUCAGCUACAUGUGGACAAUAAAUAAUUUUAGUUUCUGUCGUGAAGAAAUGGGAGAAGUUUUAAAGUCUUCGACGUUCUCAGCAGGAGCCAACGACAAACUAAAAUGGUGUCUGAGGGUGAAUCCCAAAGGCCUGGACGAAGAAAGCAAAGACUAUCUUUCACUGUACCUUCUUCUUGUGUCGUGCAAUAAGAGUGAAGUUAGAGCCAAAUUUAAAUUUAGUAUAUUAAAUGCAAAAAGGGAAGAAACGAAGGCGAUGGAGAGUCAGCGGGCGUACAGGUUCGUCCAGGGCAAGGACUGGGGUUUCAAGAAGUUCAUCAGGAGGGAUUUUCUGUUGGACGAAGCAAAUGGUCUUCUGCCGGAUGACAAACUUACGAUAUUUUGUGAAGUCAGUGUUGUUGCUGAUAGUGUAAAUAUUUCUGGCCAGUCGAAUACGAUUCAGUUUAAAGUGCCAGAAUGUAGGUUAUCGGACGACUUAGGUUUAUUAUUCGAAAAUCAAAAAUUUAGCGACGUAACUUUGUCUGUAGCCGGUAGGGAGUUCCAGGCACAUAAAGCGAUAUUAGCAGCGAGGAGUCCUGUUUUCCAAGCCAUGUUCGAACAUGAAAUGGAAGAAAGAAAACACAAUAGAGUAGAUAUUACGGACGUAGACCACGAAGUAUUACGGGAAAUGCUUAGAUUUAUAUAUACAGGAAAAGCAUCAAAUUUAGAGAAAAUGGCCGACGAUUUAUUAGCGGCUGCGGAUAAGUAUGCGUUAGAAAGACUUAAAGUGAUGUGUGAAGAAGCGCUGUGUACGAAUUUAUCAAUAGAUAAUGCCGCCGAAAUCCUAAUAUUGGCAGAUCUGCAUAGCGCAGAUCAACUGAAAGCACAAGCAAUAGACUUUAUCAAUACGCAUGCGACAGAUGUGAUGGACACACCAGGGUGGAAGAGUAUGAUCCAGACCCAUCCCCACUUGAUUGCAGAAGCGUUCCGUGCGUUAGCAACGCAACAAAUACCCCCCAUAGGUCCACCUCGGAAAAGGGUUAAACAGAGCUGAAGCUCGUGAUAGUGCCACAGACUGCUAUCGAUGUGUUCACAAUAAGACACUCUAUGAGUGCUGUUGUAGUAUAGUAUGACUAACAUUUUGUUAAAUCAUCAAAAUCCUGUGUAAUUUAAGUUUUAAAGUUUUGUUUUUUAGCACAGUGAGUUUCUCUGGUCAAUGUUGAUCUGAUAUUUCUAUAUUUGGCAAGUGUCUUGCACUUGAAUAGACAGUGAGAGCUCACUGGUUGAAUAAACAAAAAGAAUUGUGAUAUAAAUGACCACAGCUUGUUCCUAUUGGGGGACUUCUCAACCUCUUUUUAAUUUAAGUUAGUGUUGUAUUUAAUGAUCUCUCCGGAUAAGUUAAGGUCAAAAAGAGAGCAGAGUUUGUCAAGAAUUCAAUUGAAAUUACUAGGCGUUUGUACAAUGCAAAAUUAUCACUUGUACUGAAGUAAUUCAGUUAUUUUUCGUAUGUUUGUACGUUUUCAUUUUCUCGGUGAUUCCUUCCUCGGUUUGAAUUUACGGGCAACGUUCGUAGGGGAUUAUCGAAAAUUCAAAAAUAGCAGCAACAAGUGAUUUGUAAUAUAUUAUUAGUUAAGUAGUUAUGACAUUGGACGGCUGUCCAUAUUCUCAACAAGUUUCGACUUCAAAAUCAAAUCAUUGGUGCGACGUAGUGGACAGCUCACGACGAUUUAUAAUUUCGACGUGGACAUGUAAACAAAACUUAAACAAAUCUAAUUGUGUAAAUAGUAGUGCUUCGAAUGUCAUAGCUAAAGAAAGUUGCAAAACUUUAUAGAUACAGUUGUCGUUCGUCAUUUAGUAAGACAGUGUCAAAGAAGGUUGUUUAAUGGCUUACUUUAACGGACUGUACAGUAUUGCGCUUCUGCUUCCUGUCCCUGCCUCAUGGCAGUUUCACCCUUCGGUAUUGAUAAUAAUAAAACAUGCCAUACAUGUUCUGUGAUAAGCCCAUGAUUUCUCGCUUCAUUGUGUAUUGUUGAAUUGUUAUUUGUAUUAACGAUUUCGUUUACGUUUGAACUAGCACUUAGCUUUCUUCCGGAACCAAUGAAUAAUAAUGACUAGAUAGUUUUUGAAACCUAAGUACAAGACAAGUGUUACCUCAUCAUUAUUAUAAAACUUUCUUUCUGAUCGCCCUUUGUACUGAUUCGUUUGUCACUCUGUACUUAUUUCAGUACACGAGGUGCUAACAUGGCGGUUCACAUGUGUAUUUCACUGAUAGAAUUACAUUAUUCAUGAUCAUUGUUUCCAUUUUACUUUAAAUCAUAGCACAUAUUUAAUAAAAUGCAUUUUCAUGAAAA